AUGGCGUCUGUAUGGCAUGACGGUCUCGUGGAAGCCUUCCCAGUACCCGUGACAAAGCUCCACAGUGCACCAUUCAACAGCCCACGCAUUGAAGAUGCCAUCAAAGCCUUGACUCUAUCACCACCUGCUACCUCUCCAUUCCCCUUCUUCUCCCUCCCGGCCGAGAUCCGCAACCGGAUCUACUCCCUUGUCCUUUUCAGCCCCACCAAAUCCCGCAAACCGUCCUCCAACCGCCCUCCGCCGACCUCCCUCUACCUAAUCUCCUCCCGCACCCACCGCGAAGCCUCCUACAUCUUCUACACAACCCAAACCUUCCGGCUCUUUCCCCUCCAAGAGUUCAAACCCCUCCCCACCGUCUCCGAGCUCCCACCCCGCUACCGCUCCCUCAUCACCAACACCGAAUUAAUCCUCGGUCCCGGCUGGACCGCACCCCCCAAAUCAUGGAAAGUGACACAGCGCAUGGCAAAGAUACUCAGACAGUUAUGUCGGGUUAGGUGCUUGAGGGUGUUUGUGGAGGUCGAUCCGUCGCAUCCGCUCUUUGCGCGGUUCAGGGUGUCGCAUGGCUUUUAUACCGAGUUUGCGGGCAACCUGCUGAGGGUUGUGUUGGUGGCGAUGCCGCAGGUCGAGUUUGUGCAGUUGGAUGGCAAUCCGAGCGUGCAGAUGGAUGGGCCGCUUGUGGUGAGGUUGAGGACGGAGAUUGAGGGGCAGGGGAGGGUGGUGAAAUGGGGCAAGGAGAGGGGCUGGUCGGCUGCUGAUCGGGAGGGGUUACAGGCUGAGAUUAAGUCAGAGGAUGUAAACGACUGGACGGCAGAGACGCAAUCGUCAAACGAGAUGCUACCUGAGGUUGGCACGGCUUCGGCACGAGGCGAAUAUACUAGUGGGAGUUGA
Messenger RNA from Endocarpon pusillum Z07020, 888 nucleotides. RefSeq lists its product as uncharacterized. The transcript has a single exon. NCBI's taxonomy places the organism in Eukaryota, Fungi, Ascomycota, Eurotiomycetes, Verrucariales, Verrucariaceae. The coding region runs from base 1 to 888 and encodes 295 amino acids. The record is from RefSeq and is a predicted model, not a curated record.